CUCAUAAGAGUGUCAAAGAAAAGGAUAUGAUUGUUUUAACAGGGUUAUACUUGUAAUGAACGGGGGAAGCAGGGCAAGCCAAGUGGUAGAUCUGAUCGACCUCGAGCAAAAUGGGUUCGACAACAUCAUGGCGAAUGAGCUCGAAUCUGGGAUUCCCAAAAUGGUGCAUCACGUUCUCCUUCCUCCCCGUGAAGAAAUUGUCAAUGACGAUGACAUCAUCGCCUCUCUUCAUCAGCUUAUCGACCAAAUGGCUCCCGACGAACCCUGCCCCUCCGGUGACCACAAUGCGCAUCCUCCUCCUCCCAAUCCCCACCGGCACCCGCCCGAUCCCGGCGCCGUUCCGGCCACCCCUGGAAUGGGUGUAAGAAGAAACGGCUUCCUUGUCGGAGACACGAAAAGGCCGCGAUCUCGGGACCUGAGGAUAGGAGCUGAGAUGCGAAAGGCUGGGCUGGAUGACGAAGAAAGUGGAGCCAAUAAGAAUGCCCACAAGGAUGAACAGGAGCCUCUGUUCUCUGAGGAGAUAGUUGAUGGAUCUGGACAGAGAUCUAGGGUGUUUCAGGGUUUUGGGGGAGUACGGAGGCGUGCUCUGCGCGGUUUCCUCAUCUCUUCUGUGAUUCACGCUCCCCUGCUUGUGCAAUUUCAUGGCGAUUCCCUCCCUUUCCUCCUAUGUCUUUUUUCUUAACUUUCGAUAUCUGAUUUCUUCAGGCGGAAAUGGAGAUUCAAAUUGAUCUCAAUCCGAUAUGCAAACCGACUGUGUAUUUUUAU
Molecule: messenger RNA, 765 nt
Organism: Cuscuta campestris
Lineage: Eukaryota; Viridiplantae; Streptophyta; Magnoliopsida; Solanales; Convolvulaceae
Source: the annotation of a GenBank genome assembly